AUGUCGAGUCCAAAUCGCAAUGCGAACCUCCCGGAUGGGGCUUUCAUCACGACUUUCAAUGGCAAGAGGUGUACGGCUAGGCCAAGGAAUGGAAAUAAGUCAAAGUCGAACAACCAGCAACGAGCGUCGACAAGUACGUCCCACUCGACAUCGACAACACAUUCGACGACACGACCGACACCCCCUCCGCAAGUGAGCUCAUCGCCGCCGCCGCCUCCAGCGGUGGCUACUCUUCCUCCUGCUCCGCCGCCGCCGCCUCCGCCGCAGACAACACCACCGCCGCCGCCGCCACCACCGCCAGCCGUUUUAAGUAGCAGUUCAGCGAGUACGACGAGCUCCUCUUUACCUCCUCCUCCUCCUCCCCCCCCUCCCCCUCCAGUGAAUACACCCUCUUCAAAACCACUGCCUCUGCAGCAGACACAACCGCCGCCUGCUCCAGUGGUCUCGAGCCCUCCUCCACCUCCACCGCCGCCGGUUCCAGCAGUAUCAACGUCUUCUACGCCCCCAAUUAUUGAUGCUGAGCCGCCGGCAACCAUUCCUACUUUUCAAAAUAUUCCCAAUUUUCCUGUGCAGAGUUCUCCCCCUACUCCCGCCCAGAUCUUCCCCCCUGCCUCAUCUUCUUCUUCAAUACCUACCCCAGCCGUGUUACCACCCGUUCCAGCAACCAGCAAGACUGAUGCCAACGCAGUCCCAACACCAACCCCAUCUCAAGCGCCGCCCGCGUUCUUCAGCAACAUCAGCCCAUCGCCAUCGCCCACGAACAGCGCUGGGGCCGGCGCUGGCGGUGUCGCGCCUUCGCCACCCCUGAAACCGGGUACCGCCGCAGGCGAGGCAGGAACAGGCAACAAUGCUCCCUCGACCAGUCAAGCUCCUGCUUCGAGCAGUAGAUCUGGCGGCGUGGCUACCCCCGUCGUGAUUGCUUCGAGUGUUGUUGGUGCUGUGGCGGUGAUCGGCUUGCUUGGGUUCUUGCUUUGGCUUUGGCGGAAGAGGGUGCUGAAGAAGCGUCGGAGCACGCUUCUCACGCCGUUGUCCACGGAUCCCAGCUUCAGGGAAAAGUCGUCAUAUGUCAUCGACAGAGGGUCCCUAGGACCAACACCGCGCUCAGCGAAGCUCAAGGCGGCGCUUGGCUACAGCUUUCAAAGAUUCCGCGGCCAGCUCGGCGGACUGGUCUCACGCAACCGGGAUAGCAGCUCGACCGGCAACCGUCCUCAGUUUAUGAAUAUCACCCAGCACAGCCGAAAUAACUCGUCUCUGUCGAACCAUGGUUCACCGCGACACGUCGUGACGACAAAGGAUCGAGUCAAGGACUGGUGGGAACGGCUGACGGCUGAUAUGAAAUUCAACUGGCGACUUCGCGACGACAGGAAUGCCGAAAAAGAUCCGUUCACCUCAGCUCGUAACAUGAGUGACAGAAAAGCGGCUGCGCCUGGACAGCCCGACUUUCUGACGCUACUGGGUAUGAACGACAGGGAGGUUGAACGGGAAGCUCAGAGGAGGCGAGUGAGCCGGAACCAAGGCAGUGCUGGCUCGGCCGAUCACUUCCUCGGUGGACUCGGACUGAACUUUGAGAAUGCUUCGGCCAACCCCUUUUCUGACAUGAACGCAUUACCUCACGACUCUGCGAAGCCGGCACCGCUCGUCGUAGUCAAUCCCGGCAACGGCAACGGCAACGGCAACGGCAGUGACAACAACCCCUUUUCUGACGCCAAUGCCAUAUCAGCACCUGCUGCGGCAAGAAAGCCAUCAUCGACUUACGUUGCUGACGUACGCCGGUCACGCGGCACAUCCGUAGGCGGCGCCACAACGAGGCCUCCUAGCGGAUCAACCUAUUCUCCGCGCCUAGAUUCCAUAUAUCGUGACUCGACGCAGAGCGUAGAGAGCUUUGCGACAAGGCGAAACAAGUUCCGAUCUGAUCCGUUUGAUCUGGAAAGGCCCGAACUACUUGGCAGCAGUCUCGGCAGCAGUGGCGGUAGUCGAGCGACACAGGCGAGCAGUAAUUAUAGUGAGAGUGGUGGAGGCGCGCCCCGCGUACCUGGCUCUGCUCACACGCGUGCGGAUAGCUUCAGCUCCAAGUACAGCAGUGGAGUGAGCAUGGACGGCUGGAGUGAUCCCGGGCCGGACGUCGGGCCCUCAAGUGGACCUGGCUAUCGCAACGAAGGGGCCGAGAGCCCAGUUGCCGGCUACCGGUCUGGAGACCAGAAGAAAAUCAUUGGGCGGAGGCCCAGCGGCGGAAGCCAGAACAGCGUCGGCAAGGCGUUGUAG
This is a messenger RNA of Colletotrichum orchidophilum, 2262 nucleotides long. RefSeq lists its product as uncharacterized. Bases 1 to 2262 code for a protein of 753 amino acids. The record is from RefSeq and is a predicted model, not a curated record. The transcript has a single exon. NCBI's taxonomy places the organism in Eukaryota, Fungi, Ascomycota, Sordariomycetes, Glomerellales, Glomerellaceae.